GUUUUAGUUUAAUACUCAUGUUUUUCUUGUCUUGUUCUUCUUCAUCCUCGUGCCUUGUCCCCACACGUUUCAAACACGUACCCUAUCUAUAUCUCUUUCUCCAUCCUCAUUCGUCGACAUUCACUACGUUAAAACACUAUCACAUACGUAAAAGAUAGAAAAACAUAACCUUAAACCUGUGUCAAGUACGAGUUUAGGAAACUGAGGUGAAAAUUAAGGUUCGUUUUGAACGUUAAUUUUGUGGAAAUUUGGAGGGUUGUGUAUGAUGAGUAAUAAGGUUCAUCCGAUUCCUCCUCGUACUCGAGUUGGGAAGUAUCAGUUGGGGAAGACGAUUGGAGAAGGAAGCUUUGCGAAGGUGAAAUUGGCGAAGAAUGUUGAGAAUGGAGAUUUUGUUGCUAUCAAGAUUCUUGAUCGUAAUCAUGUGCUUCGUCAUAAUAUGAUGGACCAGCUGAAGAGAGAAAUUUCGGCGAUGAAGAUGAUUAAUCAUCCGAACGUUGUCAAGAUAUUUGAGGUGAUGGCAAGUAAAACAAAGAUUUACAUUGUCUUAGAGUUGGUUAAUGGAGGAGAAUUAUUUGACAAAAUUGCUACAAAUGGGAGACUUAAAGAAGAUGAAGCAAGAAGUUAUUUCCAACAGCUAAUCAAUGCAGUUGAUUACUGCCAUAGUAGAGGCGUGUAUCACAGAGAUUUGAAGCCUGAGAAUCUUAUGUUGGACAAAAACGGUGUUCUUAAAGUUUCAGAUUUUGGAUUAAGUACAUAUUCGCAGCAGGAAGGUGAACUUCUCCGCACGGCUUGCGGAACACCGAAUUACGUUGCUCCUGAGGUGAUUAAUGAUAGAGGUUAUGUUGGUUCAACAUCUGAUAUAUGGUCUUGUGGAGUUAUUCUCUUUGUACUUAUGGCCGGGUACUUGCCGUUCGACGAGCCGAAUCAAAUUACACUUUACAGAAAAAUUGGUAGGGCUGAGUUCACUUGUCCGCCGUGGUUUUCGCCCGAGGCAAAGAAACUGCUCAAGUCUAUCCUUAAUCCAAACCCUCUCACGAGGAUAAAAAUUCCGGAACUCUUGGAAGAUGAAUGGUUCAAAAAAGGAUACAAGCCAGCAUCUUUUACCGAGGAAGAUGUCAAUGUAGAUGAUGUUGCUGCUGCUUUCAACGAUUCUAAGGAAAAUCUUGUGACAGAGACCAAAGAGAAACCCGUGUCGAUGAAUGCUUUCGAGCUUAUUUCUAGAUCACAAAGCUUCAAUCUUGACAAUUUAUUCGAGAAGCAAAAGGGAGUUGUAAAGCGCGAAACUCAUUUCACUUCACAACGCCCCGCGAAUGAAAUCAUGUCUAAAAUCGAAGAGGCUGCAAAGCCUCUCGGAUUUAAUGUUCACAAGCGAAAUUACAAGAUGAAGCUGCAAGGUGACAAAAGUGGAAGGAAAGGUCACCUUUCAGUGGCUACUGAGGUUUUUGAAGUGGCUCCCUCCCUACAUAUGGUGGAGCUGAGGAAGACUGGCGGCGACACACUAGAGUUUAACAAGUUUUACAAAAUAUUUUCAUCAGGGUUGGAAGACAUAGUGUGGCAUAAUGACAAAAAAUAAUCGAGUAAUAAUAAGGUGCAAAGUUGCUUGAUAAGUGCACAUAUCAUGGUUGGGAGAGUUUGGCUGAGACUAUUUCAUUAGGCUAAUUCGAGAUAGUUCGAUGUGUAGAAUAAGUAAAGCUUGCAUGUUAUUAUAGUCCAUUGCAAUUGUUUUGUUUAAAGAUGAAGUUGAGAGUAUUUUUGAAAGUGUAUAAAAUUAUGUCAUAUGUACAAUUUCGUCUUUUGAGUUUGAUUUAUGUUUUUUUUAUGAUGUUACAUUGUAAAUUUUCAAACAUAUGAAUAAUAUAAUGUUUUAUUCGACGUUGUUUCA
Molecule: messenger RNA, 1882 nt
Organism: Lathyrus oleraceus (garden pea)
Lineage: Eukaryota; Viridiplantae; Streptophyta; Magnoliopsida; Fabales; Fabaceae
Product: CBL-interacting serine/threonine-protein kinase 9
Exons: 14
Coding region: 263-1573 (436 amino acids)
Biological process (GO): protein phosphorylation; signal transduction
Molecular function (GO): ATP binding; protein serine/threonine kinase activity
Source: RefSeq, a predicted model, not a curated record